Octopus bimaculoides (California two-spot octopus) is the source of this 1948-nucleotide messenger RNA. RefSeq names its product ubiquitin carboxyl-terminal hydrolase 14. Gene Ontology annotation, biological process: protein deubiquitination; proteasome-mediated ubiquitin-dependent protein catabolic process; regulation of proteasomal protein catabolic process. Gene Ontology annotation, molecular function: cysteine-type deubiquitinase activity; proteasome binding; protein binding. NCBI's taxonomy places the organism in Eukaryota, Metazoa, Mollusca, Cephalopoda, Octopoda, Octopodidae. The record is from RefSeq and is a predicted model, not a curated record.
UGCUACUACGCAUGCGCCAAACUUGGUGUUCAUAUUUCUUGUGCGCGCGCCCGCAUUCAAGUUGGGUGACUUGUUUUAUUAAGGGACAAUGCCGACCUACAAAGUUCAUGUGAAAUGGGGAAAGGAAAAAUUCAAUGACAUUGAAUGUGAUGCUGAUGAGACCCCUAUCCAGUUCAAAGCUCAGCUGUUUGCCCUCACCGGUGUACAACCAAGUCGGCAGAAAGUACUAACAAAAGGAGUUAUCCUCAAGGAUGAAGACUGGGGAAAUGUGAAACUGAAAGAUGGGAUUACGUUUUUGAUGAUGGGGUCUGCUGAUGCCUUGCCUGCUGAACCAACAGAGAAGACCGUAUUUCUUGAAGACAUGAAUGAACAGGAACUGGCUACAGCACUGGAACUUCCUCCAGGAUUAUCAAAUCUUGGUAACACUUGUUAUAUGAACGCCACAUUACAAUGUCUUCGUGCUAUUCCAGAACUUAAGGAGUGCCUGAAGAGUCAUCCUCGGAACAGGAACACCACUCCUGCGGGUUCAAUAACUCGAGCAAUGCAAGACCUGUUCAACCUGAUGAAUUUAGAAUCAACUGCUAUUUCACCAUUAUUUUUCCUGAAUGUCUUGCAAAUGACUUUUCCGAGAUUUGCUGAAAAGGGCGAGCAAGGUCUUUUCAUGCAACAGGAUGCAAAUGAGUGUUGGACUGAAGUAGUACGAUGCCUGCAACAAAGUUUAACACACAGUAUGGUUGACCAGCCGAGUGAGGCCAGUGAAGAAUCUGUGGCGAGUUCUUCCAAAAAGUUUAUUGAUUUGUUUAUGGGUGGUGAAUUUGAAGUAGUAAUGAAAUGUAGUGAAAUGACAGAUGAAGAUGUUUCAAAAUCAGUUGAGAAAUUUUAUCAGCUCAGUUGUUUCAUUGAAAAAGAGGUCAGGUAUAUGCAAGCAGGAUUAAAAUCUGGUCUUGAAGAAACCAUCACAAAAUUUUCACCAUCUUUAGGCAGAGAUGCACAAUACACCAAAUCAAGUAAAAUCAGUCGACUACCUGGCUAUUUAUCAAUCCAAUUUGUUAGGUUUUUCUACAAAGAAAAGGAAUCAAUCAAUGCAAAAAUUCUCAAGGAUGUCAAAUUCCCAUUAAACCUUGAUGUCUAUGAUUUAUGUACUGAAGAAUUACAGAAAAAAUUGGUUCCAACCCGUGAUAAAUAUAAAAUAAUGGAAGAUAGAAAAGCAGAAGAACAGAGCAAGGCGAAAUAUGACAAAGAAUACGCUAAAACUCUUGAAGCAAGGAAGUUAAAAACGGAAGCAUAUUCUUUCUCUGGAGACGAAGGUUCUAACAACAGUGGCUUCUAUGAACUGAAGGCUGUACUAACACACAAAGGUCGUUCAAGUUCCAGUGGACAUUAUGUAGCUUGGAUUCGGAAGAAGGGUGAUGAAUGGAUUAUGUUUGAUGAUGACAAAGUAUCUCCAAUUUUAUCUGAAGACAUUUUGAAAUUAUCUGGUGGUGGUGAUUGGCAUUGUGCCUAUGUGCUUCUGUAUGGUCCACGACCAUUGCAACUGGAAGAGAUGUAGGUGGCCAACAUGUAUGUCUGCAAGCAGGCGGGCAGAAGGCUUCUACAAUAUUAAGAAUUGCUUAUUCAAUUUCAUUUAAAGGAAAUACAGUUCCUGUUUUAUUUUUUAUUUUUUUUUCAAAAAACUUUUUUUUUGUGUCUCUCAAAGUUAUGAGCCUCAAGACCUAUGGCACAACAGGAUCAUUUAUGAAAUCUAACAGCUACAAGAUGACCACCACCAGCAACAACAACAACAACACAUUAAAUAAAACCAAGAAAAAAUACCAUAGCAAGCAAACAAAAGCUUUAAGCACAAAUUUUGCAACAUUUUUUUUUGUGGUUAAUAAUUAAUGUUGAAUGUUUUUGUACAUUCUCUGGCGUUCAGUCUAUUUGGUGGAUUGUAAUUGUCUUGUAAUUAAAA